AUGGGGAUAACACUGGUCCAGUGGAAGAGAAGGCUAUGCCGUCAACGUGAACAGAGGAAAGAACAAGCAAAACCGGAGGAGAAGAGUCUCUCAGUGAAAGAAGAUGCAGGGAACAAGAAAGGCCAGUGGAAGAAGAGACAGGUUUCCAAAGAUGUGAGCGAUGCGCCAAGAAAGAGAAAGUUUGAAGAGGUUAGAGGUGGAGAGAAAGUAAACGGGCAAAGGAAAAGAGAGAAUCAGAAGAAGAAGAAGCAAGGUGGACCUCCCGAGGUUCAGGACAAACUCGAUAUGUUGAUUGAACAGUAAAGGUCUAAGUUCUCGCAGAGCUCAGCCAAAACCGGUCCACAAAAACAAAGAUCCGGACAAGUCAGGCGAUGGUUCCAGUCCUGAUACCUUGUUUUUGUCUGAAAAAUCUCCACAAUCUCAUUUCUAGUUUCAUUUUUGCUUUGUAUCCAUCCCCAUAACUUGACCAGAUCCAAACCAUGGAUUUGUUUUUAAACCGGUUUAGCACAACAGAACCGGUUAAGCAAGACGUCAACGAAAAUAGCAUGUUUUAAAUA
Molecule: messenger RNA, 557 nt
Organism: Brassica napus (rape)
Lineage: Eukaryota; Viridiplantae; Streptophyta; Magnoliopsida; Brassicales; Brassicaceae
Exons: 1
Coding region: 1-303 (100 amino acids)
Source: RefSeq, a predicted model, not a curated record